ACACCGGCUCCAGCCUAUCUUAGGCGGGAACCGGCGCCCUCGGACCAAUCACAGCAGCGGAGGGGCGUGGCCAAGGAACGCGUGGGAGAAGAUGGCGGACGACGGCGCGGCGAAGCGCCCCAAAGGCGUGCAGGUUGAGGACAGGAAGGUGAACUGGCGGCGCUGGAAGCAAGAGAGGAAAGCAGAGAAGAAGAAAUGGAAGGAGCUGAACCUGCUGAAGAAGCUGGAAAAGCAGCGGGUGCGGGAGCUGGCGGAGAAACAGGCGAAGGAGGAGGAGGAGGAACAGCAGCAACAGCAGGAGGACAGAGGGCGGCACUACACGCUGAGCGUGGCCCUGCCGGGCUCCAUCCUGAACAACGCGCAGUCGCUGGAGCUGCGGACGUACCUGGCCGGGCAGAUCGCUCGAGCGUGUGCCAUCUUCUGCGUGGAUGAGAUCGUGGUGUUCGACGAGCAUGGAGAAGAUGCCAAGAGCGUGGAAGGGGAAUUUGAAGGAAUUGGGAAGAGAGGCAAGGCUUGUGUGCAGCUGGCUCGGAUCCUGCAGUACUUGGAGUGCCCUCAGUAUUUGAGGAAAUCAUUUUUUCCAAAACAUGGGGAUCUGCAGUUUGCAGGGCUCCUCAACCCACUGGACAGCCCCCACCACAUGCGGGUGGAUGAGGAUUCAGAGUACCGAGAAGGUGUGGUGUUAGACCGGCCAAGUAAGCCAGGCAGAGGCUCGUUUGUCAACUGUGGGAUGAAGAAGGAGGUACAGAUUGACAAACAGCUGAAGCCCGGUCUGCGCGUCACUGUGCGCCUGCAGGAACCACAGAACCCAGAAACCAAAGUACGGAAAGGCACCGUGGUGUCCUCACACCACCCUCGCACGGUGUCUGGGUUGUACUGGGGUUACAGCGUCCGCCUUGCCUCCUGCCUGAGUGCUGUCUUUUCAGAAUGUCCAUUCAAGGAAGGUUAUGAUCUCUCUAUUGGGACCUCAGAGCGGGGUAACUCUGUGGACCAGGUCACCCUCCCCUCCUUUAGGCACAUCCUUGUUGUAUUUGGAGGUCUUCAGGGCUUGGAAGCUGGGGUUGAUGCAGAUUCAAACCUGGAGGUCACCGACCCGAGCGUUUUGUUUGACUUCUACCUGAACACCUGUCCCAGCCAGGGCAGCCGAACCAUCCGAACAGAGGAAGCAUUGCUGAUCUCUCUGUCGGCGCUGAGACCUCACAUUGAUGAGGCUGUGAAGACUCCCACUGACAAAUCAGAAAAGGAAAACCACUGACCCUGUCCUCCACUUUGGACUACCUUGGGAGUAGCCUGUUGCUGUUCAGACACAGAGAAUCACUCCAGGAACCCAGCAGGGCCAGCCUUUGGGAAGCUGAAGAUGCAAAGUAACUAAAGUUGGCACCACUGCUCAACCAAGUCUCCAGCAUCUCUUGACCAUUCUGCUGCAACAUCCAACCAAAAGCUGGUCAGCAAACUGUCUGUCAGCAAUUCAGAUGUCUUGGGUAGAGAAUAAAACAGUACCAAACCUCCGCUUCCUCGAAAGUCCACCUAUGAGCACUUUGUGUUGGAGGUGAGCAGUCAGCAUCCAGGUAGCUUGCGUUCCGAGCGCCCCUGCAGCAGCAAUGUAGCCCUCAAGCUUCAAAAGUAGUAAUUUAAUCCUUGUGUCAAGCACGUGUUCCUGUCGCACAGUUAGUCUGACUCCAGCUCCCCCUCAACUCAAAGGCUUCAUCCUUCCCAAGGGCAGGAAGGGCUGGAGCUGCUGCCUUUAUCUCAGCAGGAAGGGGGAAGGACAUUCAGAGACUUUGGUAAGAGCAGAUAAGAAAACGACCAAUCCUUUGUGUUUUCAAAGCUUUACUGCUAAAACCAUUUUGUGAAAAUUAUAAGCAGAAAUGCAAGAA
Molecule: messenger RNA, 1877 nt
Organism: Phasianus colchicus (ring-necked pheasant)
Lineage: Eukaryota; Metazoa; Chordata; Aves; Galliformes; Phasianidae
Gene: SPOUT1
Product: SPOUT domain containing methyltransferase 1
Biological process (GO): maintenance of centrosome location; miRNA processing
Cellular component (GO): mitotic spindle; kinetochore; spindle pole centrosome
Molecular function (GO): miRNA binding
Source: RefSeq, a predicted model, not a curated record